This is a messenger RNA of Drosophila novamexicana, 1818 nucleotides long. RefSeq lists its product as uncharacterized. NCBI's taxonomy places the organism in Eukaryota, Metazoa, Arthropoda, Insecta, Diptera, Drosophilidae. Bases 1 to 1818 code for a protein of 605 amino acids. The record is from RefSeq and is a predicted model, not a curated record. The transcript has 2 exons.
AUGAGGUGUGCCAGCUUCUGUUGCUGGUGGUGCUGCAUUCCGACCCUGGUGGUUGGCCAAAUAAAGGGCAUAGUCGAAACCGAAGAGGAAAAUGGGAUAGUUCUUUCGAUUAUUUCAGAAGUCGAUCGAUUGGUACCUAUCAGAAAUUUCAUCACAUACUUUGAUAAUCGGGAGCUGGGCAAAAGAUUUGCAGUGGCUCCAGCGUUGCACCAAUCUCUAAUGGAAGCCUUCGAGCGUCCGGUGAUUGUGGCUGGUACCAAAAUCGGGGUACUUCACAAUUUUAUAAAUUCUGAAAAUCUGGCGGUGAUUUUUUUUAACGGCAUUCAAGAUCCUAUGCUAAGCGUGGCGCAUAAAUCAUUGAAUGGGCUUCAAUCAAUGUGGAGCAUAUUUGUGUACAAAACGGAUGGAAUUUUGGCUUCGACAACUAUUUUAAUAGAGGCCUUCUUUAACUGGUGCUAUAAUACAAAUUUCGAUAAUGUGAUGCUCGUCUUGAAGCGAAACAACGAGUACGAGAUUUGGUCAUUUGAAAUUAAAUGGAGAAUGAGAAUAUUCCAGUUUUCGGUAAAGACCAUAGGCCAAGCGAUAAGUCACAAAUUUUGCAAUCACGGAGAAAUGGGACAGUACAGAUCUUUGGUUGCUGUUUUCCAGAGUUUGCCAGAUGCAUUUGUGUACAAUUCUUCAAAGAAUGGCACCCCUAUUAGCCUUGGCGGUAAUACUGGCCUCCUCUUAAAGUCAUUUAUUCAGCACAUAAACGGCUCCAUGGACAUUUUGCCACUGUCAUAUGACGAAUAUAUAAAGAAAGUUCCACAAGACUGUACGCAAGAAAGAUGCAUUGAUAUCGGCGCAAACAUGCUAUCAAACUUCAGUGUAUCUCCGCAGAGUCCGGUGUUGAGGGUGACACAAACUUGCCUGGUGUUGCCCUACGAUAGUUGGAUUGCUCUGGAAGUCUAUCCAGUAUCGUUCGACAAGAAGUUUUCUCUAUUAAUAUUUAUUGUAUUCUUCACUGUCGUGUAUGCCGUGAUUAAGCGCAUAGCGAAUCCGCGCAUAUCUCUAGGUGCGAGCCUGUUUAGUUGUUUCCGGCUCGCAGCGGGACAAUCCAUACCAGGACGUACAUUCCGUCGUCUGGGCCUCCCAGAGAAGUUAAUAGAGGUCUUUACGCAGAUCUACAAUCUUUUGAUUGUGAGCCUUUUUGGCAGUGCCCUGGCGACGGCUCUAAUUACAGGUUUGCGCAAACCCGAAAUUCUGGACACUGAAACGUUUUUGGCCAGUGGACUGCAAAUCAUGGUCUUUCCCGAGCAGGUGCAGAGCCUCUUCGACUAUAUACCGCAUGCGUUAAGUAAUCGUUUAAUCGUUGAGGACCAGAGUGCCAGGGAUCGUCAUGUUUACUCCCUGAACAACAGCUAUGCGUAUGUCAUGGAAACACACAAAUGGAUAAUAUUGGAGUUCAUCCAGAGGCGCCUGCGCAAACCUAAGCUGCGAUUGGGUCCACAAGCGUUGUGCAGCGCUCAACGGUAUUUGAGGUUUCAUAUGCGUUCGGGUCUGUGCUUCGCGCGUGCUCUGAAACAAUUUGCAAUCCAAGCACACGAGACGGGGCUAGCUAGUAAGAAGUGGCUGCAACUGGGACUUCGUCAGGCGGAGGCGAGCGGCAUGUUAAGUCAGGCACCCUACGAUCCGCUUAUCCGUCAGCCGCUGCAAAUAAAAUUCUAUGGAGAAGUUUUUUUUUUCUACAGCUUGGGCAUGUUUUUGAGUCUGGUAACUUUGGUGCUGGAGUGCCUAUGCGCGUAUUGGAGGACACGUAAUACUGUUAUCAUAGUUUAA